Neltuma alba is the source of this 1200-nucleotide messenger RNA. RefSeq lists its product as uncharacterized. Lineage: Eukaryota; Viridiplantae; Streptophyta; Magnoliopsida; Fabales; Fabaceae. The transcript is spliced from 3 exons. The record is from RefSeq and is a predicted model, not a curated record. Bases 54 to 989 code for a protein of 311 amino acids.
CAAUAUCUUCUCCCAAAAAGCUUCAAAUAGCAACUUCAACUACUCAUGUGGAAAUGGGAUCAGGGAGCUCUGCUGCUACUGAUCAAUCUGCACAGAAUCUAAAGGCAAUUUUUAGAGAAGGUCCUUCUUUAGAGAAAUAUGACAAAGCAAGUCCUUCAACUUAUUCAAAACCAAAAAUCGAAAAACCUCAUACAUCAGAUACUUCUGAGGGUCAAAUUAUGGCUAAUCAAAGAGAGACCUCCAUUGAUGAUGAUCUUAUUAGAUUACUUCAAAUAAUGAAGGAUGGCUCUGACUUGGAAGUUGGCCUGCCUUGUAUUUCUAAAAUUGCUGCUCUUGAAGACGACAAGGUGGCUAAGGCCUUUGCUGACAUAGAAUCCUCAUUGAAAAUGGAUCUCCAUCAGAUAAUUAACUCUAAAGAACAAACUAAUCGCCUAGAGAAUGCACUCGACUUCUUGUCCACCCAUUUUUCUGAAGAAGAACCUUUCUCUCACAGCCUUAUUAGAGGCAAAAUAGACUUUCUUCAUCAAGAAAUCCAAAGAUUUCUCUCAUCCUUCAAGCGAGCUUCUGAUAACCUUGACUUAUUCACCAAGCUUCAAGAAAAAGAGAAGCAGAUUGGUGAAGAACAUUCUCAAAGGAUGGACGCAGCUACUACGAUUGUGUCUGAAAUUCGUAAUGCUGAGGAUUAUAUGAUUGAACUGAAGGAGCAGAUCACCAGAUUGCAGGCUGAAUUAAAAAGCAAAGAAAAAAAAUUUCAAGACUGUGAAAUCAAACUGACAUCCCUUCACAAGCAAAAGAACGAAUGUGUCUUGGACACCAUAGGGUUCAUGGAAGAGUACGAGGCUGUGAAGAAAGACAAGUCCUAUGUGGUGGAUGGACAAACAAAAGCAAGCCAAGAACUAAAAAAGGUGGAAAAUCAAUGGCCUUCUUGUGUGGCUGAAUUGAGGAAAACUGCACUUUUGUUGGGAAUCCUUCUUCAACAGAAGCUCUAAUAGUCGGAUAUUGUCAUGUGUAGCCAAAUUACCAUUCAGGUUGUCAUAUGCAUUCCGAGGAUUUUGACUUAGUUCAAGGUAUGGGUUGGUUUAGUACUUGAUAAAGACUUGUUCAUUUAUAUGGAAGUAGUUCCCAGGCUUAUUGCAGUAAUAAGUAUCAGUUGACUGGAACUUAAAUUGUUUGAAGUUUGAGAACCUAAUUUGUUAUUGA